Molecule: messenger RNA, 2526 nt
Organism: Prinia subflava (tawny-flanked prinia)
Lineage: Eukaryota; Metazoa; Chordata; Aves; Passeriformes; Cisticolidae
Gene: TEX9
Product: testis expressed 9
Exons: 9
Coding region: 145-1431 (428 amino acids)
Source: RefSeq, a predicted model, not a curated record
AGAAAAAAGACAACAAAUAUUUAAGUCACUCUCUAAGUCAGCGUAUAUUUUAAAUGGAGUUGUUGCUGACUUCUUGCAGCAUAUUGUCUGCAGGGCAAUUUGAAUUACUUAGCAACAAAGCAGCUCCGGUGCGAGCGCACUGCAAUGAGCUUUUGUUUACACUUUCCCUCUCCAGCCAUCGCCCGGCUGGCGGCGCUGGGCAGGGCCGCGCAUGGGCGGCCGCGGGCCCGGGGGGAGCGGGAACGGCCGGCCCUGUCCCCCGCCGCCGGCCCCGUCCCCCGCCGCCCGCCCCGUCCCCCGCCGCCGGCCCCGUCCCCCGCCGCCCGCCCCGUCCCCCGCCGCCGGCCCCGUCCCCCGCCGCCCGGCCUCGGGCUGCUCGUGUGUGCGCCUCGGCGGGAUUUACACAGUCCUUUCACCGACCGCACAGCCACACAACUGGAGAGGGGGCUUUCAAAAUGGGGUGGCAUGGAUGGGCAGCAGGAAAGAACCAUUAGGGUUAAACAGUUGAGAAUAGAUCCACUCUGUCCCGAAGUUUCAUCUCUCACACACUCACUUGCAAAGGUAGAAAACAAGAAGAAAUUUCCUUCUGUGCCCACAGCUCAGAACAGACCAUACUCUGCAAGUAAGGGGAAAAGAACAACUUCAAGUUCAAAAAUAAGAAACAUGGAAGUACAGAGUGCUGAUGGUGUUGCAGUACUGGAAGAUUGCAUAGGUUUUUCUUUAACAAAAACAAUAAGCAAAGUUGAAGAAAAACUAAAGAAAGGAGUCUUACCAGACUGUCAAGAUGAUGAUAUUAUUCCAAGGGUUGGAAAUGAAAUGGGAGCAGAAGCUCAAAUCAGAUUUCUUAAGGCAAAGUUACGUGUGACACAGGAAGAUCUGGCAAAUGUAGUGUUUGAGUGCAGGAAAAAGGAUGAUGAAAAUCAGAAUUUAGAAACUCGGCUUAAAGAUACUGAAGAGGAAAACUCAAGAUUGCAACGAACAAUCAGCCUGCAGCAGUCUCAGACUGAGAAAUACAAAGUGUUGUCACAAGAAGCAAACAAAAAAGCUGAAGGGUUACAACAAGAGGUCACUGCACUAGAAAAGGAAUUGGAGAAUCUAAAGCGUGCCCAAAAGCAGGCUGCAGCCACUCAGAGUGCAACAGAGGUUCGUUUAAACAGGGCCUUGGAAGAAGUGGAAAAAUAUAAAGUGGAGCUGAAUAAGCUGAAGCAAAGCAACAAGGAUGCAGCUAACCAAGAACUCAAAACGAUCGAAGAGUUAAAAACAGAAAACAAGAAACUGCAGAAACAAAAAGGAGAGCUAAUUACUGGUUUUAAAAAGCAAUUAAAGUUAAUUGAUAUUUUGAAGAGACAAAAGAUGCACAUUGAAGCUGCCAAGAUGCUUUCUUUUACUGAAGAGGAAUUCAUGAAAGCUCUUGAGUGGGGAAAUUAUUGAUCCCAUUAAAUAACUUCUGUUUGAAAGAUGAGUCAGAUGGGACAUUAUUUUGAGACUGUAUAUGAGUCCUUGUUAAUAGUUAAUAGUUGAUUUUGUUGAUUAUGCUUAUCUUUAAAUAGUUUAACUUUUGUAAGCCUGAUAGCUUCUGUUGUAAUAUCAUAUGAAACACAAAUUUCUACUCCAUUGUCAAGGCCAGACUGCCCACUCUGUAAGGAGCACAGACCAUGCAAAAAAUAUUCCAGCAAGUGAACUUUGUUAUCAGUUUGCUCUGUUCAAGCAUUUAAAACUGUACCUUACCUAUGGUAAUAUUCGGGCCAAGGAAGUCAGGAUUUAGUCUCCAAAAACUCCUUGUUGCAACAGAAAUAAACUAACCAGUGAUCCAGUUGAGAAGAAAAUGUCAUGUCCUUUUUAAAACACGUGGUUGGAAAAUUGGCCUUGUCUGUUCUCUGUAACAGAUCUCCCCUCAAAGCUAGCUGGUGUGGCAUCUAAUUUAAGCACCAACAGCUCUUUUAUAGAAAUGACCAUAACUUGUUUUAGCCAUUCCAUCUUAGCCCCUGGCUGGCGUAACCAUACCUGAGAGUUGCACUUCAUUGCCCAGACAGACUGCACAGUCCCAUGGACCUGUAUUGUGUAAAACUGCUCCUUCAGUCAAGGUGAAAGUGUUAAAUCUUUCCUGGCCAUCAGCUACUUCUUCAGGAUACAGGCAGGAGCAAUGACUCCAUAUUCACAGGUGCUCUACAAGCAUUACAUUCUUAAAAUUUUCAUUAGUCAUCAUUGUAAUCAAUAACUAGAAAACAGAUUCAGGGUAGAUGAGCUGAGCCUAUUGUGUGUACAUUAAUGAAUAGGAGCAACACAAGCCUGUGCUGCCUGUAUGAACCCCUGCCAGACCUCAGCUAUUUCAAUGGAUUCCUCCCUCAGAGUAAGUGAGUAAGAACAGGGGACAAAAGUAGUCAGUUUAUGCACUGCAAGAAAGGUAUAAACAGUACUUGUGACCUCAGAAUGGCACAACAUCUCUGCUUAGAUCCUACCACUGAAGUACCUCAGACCUACCUCGUGGAGAUGAGACACUACAUUGGGAUGGGGAUUGCAGCAGUG